Messenger RNA from Williopsis jadinii, 3162 nucleotides. Its product is annotated as STE20 family serine/threonine-protein kinase. The record is from RefSeq and is a predicted model, not a curated record. The coding region runs from base 220 to 2766 and encodes 848 amino acids. Gene Ontology annotation, molecular function: protein serine/threonine kinase activity; ATP binding. Gene Ontology annotation, biological process: intracellular signal transduction; protein phosphorylation; regulation of MAPK cascade. The transcript has a single exon. NCBI's taxonomy places the organism in Eukaryota, Fungi, Ascomycota, Saccharomycetes, Phaffomycetales, Wickerhamomycetaceae. Gene Ontology annotation, cellular component: cytoplasm.
UUUUUCUCUCUCUCCAACCAUUGAAAGGGGCCCGUGAUUAUUCUUUCUUUCUCUGUACGAGCCUGGUGAACGAGGAACGCUACGAGGUCUGUCCAAGCUGCUUCCACUGCCUUCUUUCUCUGCUCUUUGAGUCGUCAUCAUUCCAACGUGAGACACAAAUCUCCACUGGGACACAAGUGAGGUAUUCGAGCCCCCACAAGACGCUGAAGCUCGAGAGAAAUGUCCUUGUCCACAUCCGCUACGAACUUUAGGGAUGAUGAUUUCAUCAACCCAGGGCCAGCGCCGAAGCCUCCGGCUUCGGCCAGUGCUGUGCUCUCCACCGCUACCGGUGGCUUGACGAUAUCAACACCUUCCUCUUCGAAGAUCAUCAGGAGACAGGGAUGGGUGCAGGUGAAAGACGAAGGCAUCAUGUCGUUCAGAUGGCCCAAGAGGUACCUGGUGCUGAACGAUUCAAAUAUGAUUUUCUACAAAAACGACUCCAAGGAUGAGAUCUGGCUGAAGAUCUCGGUCACCUCCAUCGUGAACCUCUCGAGAGUGCAAUUGAGACCUUACUGCUUUGAACUGAUCCGCUCCUCAGGUGGGAAGAAGUCGCUGUACAUCUCCUUAAAGACUUUGAACGACUUGUACGGCUGGCUAGACGCAAUAUUCGCCAAAUGUCCCCUUACAGGGACGGUGUCGAGUCCAACAAACUUCACUCAUAAGGUCCAUGUUGGGUUUGAUCCCUCAAGUGGCAGCUUCACUGGCCUGCCUGAGAACUGGAAGAGACUAUUGCAGCAUUCCCAGAUUACCAAUGAAGAUUGGACAAAGGAUCCAGUCGCAGUGAUUGAAGUAUUGGAGUUUUACCAGGAUCAACAACGACAGUUGGCAAACUCAGAAGGUGAAUUACAACAUGAUCAACAACAACAGCAUCAACAGCAUCAACUUCAGCGGGACCAGCAACAAGGCUUCCACUUGUCAAAGGGCUCAGAGUCUUCAAACUCGUCAGGGUCAAGCUCAGAUAAUAGGGAUGGAGGCUCAAGGUUGCUGACAGAUUUGUCUAAGCCUUACACUCCCCAGAAACGUGAUUCACCGCCAAAGGUGAUGCCUUACUACACAACCUAUAACUCCUCAUCUUCCUUGAACAACAACAACAACACUUCCACGUCGUUAAACAACCCAAUUGUCCAACCUCAUGAUUUGCUUCCAACGAGAAGAGCUCCACCUCCUCCAAAACCUUCAGUACCUGUUCCAACACCUGUUUCAGUACCAAGCUCCCAAGUGACGAAUAUGAACAAUGCAUUAUUACACUCGGAUUCAUCGUUGAAGUUGAACCAGCAGAAUACACAGGUACCAGAGCUGAAGUUGAAUACUCCUGUGUCACAGGCUAUACCGAAUCCAUACAUUGAUUCCCCAUCUGAGUCACCAACGAAAGGCCAAUUCAAUCUACAACCAUCUCGUCACGCUCCAAGACCACCACCACAAGUUCAAUCUCAGCAGCAGCGUCAACAGAGACAAAUUCAACAACCACAGAGAGCUCCACCUCCACCACCACAAGUUCAAUCUCAGCAGCAGCAUCUAACAUCACAACAGCAACAUCCCUUCAAUCAGCCUACAAAGCCAUUACAACCCCAACACCACCCAGGUUAUAAGCCUGUUCAUAGACCUCCCCCACCACAGAAUCAACCACUUCAUAAACACCAACAUCAACAACGGCAACCACCACCUCAGCUGCAAUCACAACAACAGCAGCAACAAUCACAACAGAGGAAGCCUACUCAGAGUCCAGCACAAGCUGCUGCACAGGCUGCAGCUCAAGCAGCGCUGGAUUCAACACCAAGUAAGCCUUCCAAAUCGGUCAAGGACAGGAAUGAAGAGCGCAGAAUUGCUGCAAUGCAUGAGGCACAGAGCAUGAAGAACCUCAAAGCAGUGGUUCGUAAUGUUGAUCCAGAGCCUUACUUUGAAAUGAUUGAAAAGGCCGGACAAGGUGCAAGUGGUGUUGUCUAUUUGGCUAGAUCUCUAAAGCGUGGAGGAUUGAAGGUGGCUAUCAAACAGAUGGACUUGAACGCACAACCAAGAAAGGAAUUGAUUGUUAAUGAGAUAUUGGUGAUGAAAGAUUCUCAACAUAAGAACAUUGUCAACUUCUUGGAGGCCUUCUUAAAGAACUCUGAACUGUGGGUUGUCAUGGAAUUCAUGGAAGGUGGUUCCUUAACAGAUGUAAUUGAAAAUAACGACAAUUGCCUAGAAGAGGAUCAGAUUGCAGCUAUUUGUCAGGAAACUACAAAGGGAUUGAAGUUCUUACAUAACAAGCACAUUAUCCACAGAGACAUCAAAUCUGAUAACGUGUUGUUGGAUUUGAAGGGUAACGUUAAGAUCACAGAUUUUGGAUUCUGUGCUAAGCUCAGCCCUCAUAAGAACAAAAGAGUCACCAUGGUUGGAACUCCUUAUUGGAUGGCGCCUGAAGUCGUCAAGACAAAGGAAUACGAUGAGAAAGUUGACGUUUGGUCUUUGGGUAUCAUGACUAUCGAGAUGAUUGAGGGAGAGCCACCAUAUCUCAACGAGGAGCCAUUGAAAGCUCUGUUCUUAAUUGCUACAAACGGUACGCCAAAGUUGAAGAACCCAGAGAAACUCUCAUUGAGCAUAAAGAAAUUCCUCAGCAUUUGUCUAUGUGUCGAUGUCAAAUAUAGAGCUUCAACAGAUGAAUUGUUACAGCACGAUUUCCUCAAGAUGGCCUGUGGAUCUGAGAGGCUGGCAAAGCUGUUACAAUGGAAGACUACACCAUCUGCUUGAUUGUCUAUUUUCUUUCUUUUCAAUUCGUUAAAGGUCAUAAUAUAUGUAAUCGGAAACAAUACUUCUGCUGUUAGUCUUAUGCGUCGUCAUAUCUUCUCUUUUUGUUUCUUAUCGGAUAAUGUCAUAUCUUCUAACUCUUUUGAUGCUCUAGACACCAAUUUAACACUGCUUCUCUUGAAAAAAUUUGCACUCACUGGACUUGUAGACACAGCCCUUCUCUUGAACUUGUUCAGCGUGGCCGACGUUAUAGUUGGUGUCUUUGGCGUAUCAUCAUUAUAUUCAUUUGAAUCGAAACUUCUCUUUUUCCUCUGGUCUACCUUUUCUUCAUCCUUACCGCUUGAUGUCUCGACAUGGAGACCCAUUAUAUGAGUCCCAUUCUUCUUCAUAUUCCAACUC